AUGACGUUGAUUAAUAGGUCGCCGUUCGUCUCUCUCUUGUUCAAAGCCUUCACCUUCAUCCCUCGCCGUCGUCCGGCCGAUGCUGCCGUUUUUCUCUCAACCCAUUCUUUUUCCGCCGCCUCCGGGGCUCCACAGAGCAGCUUCAUGGCUGAAUACCUGGUCAGCUCCUGUGGCUUCGAUCCGGAUGAGGCGGCCAAGGCCUCGAAGCUCCUUGGCCGCAUCGAAUCGCGCCAUCAGCCUGACUCCGUCCUUGGCUUCUUCAAAAGCCACGGUUUUGAUAAUGCUCAGAUGAAAAGGGUCCUAUCUGUCAACCCCCGGUGGCUUCUCCUCGACGUGGAGAAGACUCUGGCCCCAAAGUUCCGAGCUUUGCUGGAUCUGGGCUUCUCCUGCUCCGACAUUACCCACCUCGUCAGCUCGAAUAACGGCGUCAUCAGCCACAAAUCCCAGACCAUCUUGUCCAAGAUCCAAUUAUGGCAAGGCCUCCUCGGGUCCAAAGACUUACUGAUGAAGAUAUGCAAGAGAAACAGGUGGUUUCUCGGGUGUAGCAUCGAGAAGACGAUCCAGCCUAACAUUGAAAUUCUAAGGGAUUGCGGGAUCACGGAUCAGAAGCUCUCAAUGAUCCUACGGCACCGCCCCCUCCUCAUAACCCGGAAUGCUGAAACCCUGAAGGCGUUAAUCAGUCGUGUCGAGGGUUUGGGAGUAGCUCGCACCUCAGGGAUGUUCCUCCAGACCCUGAGUGUGCUCCACUGUAUCUCCGAGAAGAACUUCAAGGCUCACUUGGAGUUCUUCAAGGGUUUCGGGUGGUCCGAGGAUGAUUUCGUUGCUGCAUUCAGAAAGGCUCCUGCUAUUGUGGCAUAUUCUUUAAAGAGUUUGCAGAGAAAGAUGGAGUUCUUGGUAAAUGAAACCAGAUGCGCUCCGUCUUAUCUUGCACCCCGGCCACGGAUUUUUUCGAUGAGUUUGGAGAAAAGGUUGAUUCCAAGGUAUCGGAUAUUGACGGGCCUGAAGUCAAGGGGAGUUCACAUCGGUAACCUCCAAAUGAUCACAUACAUGUUAUAUACAGAGAAGAAAUUUCUGGAGGAGUUUGUCAUCCGCCACACAGAGUUUCCAGAACUCAUUGAAUUGUAUAAUGUAGUCCCAAAAAACAGAACUGCUCUUUGA
Messenger RNA from Musa acuminata AAA Group (dessert banana), 1158 nucleotides. Its product is annotated as transcription termination factor MTERF15, mitochondrial-like. Gene Ontology annotation, biological process: regulation of DNA-templated transcription. The transcript has a single exon. NCBI's taxonomy places the organism in Eukaryota, Viridiplantae, Streptophyta, Magnoliopsida, Zingiberales, Musaceae. Bases 1 to 1158 code for a protein of 385 amino acids. Gene Ontology annotation, molecular function: double-stranded DNA binding. The record is from RefSeq and is a predicted model, not a curated record.